Messenger RNA from Ceraceosorus guamensis, 4431 nucleotides. RefSeq names its product P-loop containing nucleoside triphosphate hydrolase protein. Gene Ontology annotation, biological process: transmembrane transport. The coding region runs from base 1 to 4431 and encodes 1476 amino acids. The transcript has 16 exons. The record is from RefSeq and is a predicted model, not a curated record. NCBI's taxonomy places the organism in Eukaryota, Fungi, Basidiomycota, Exobasidiomycetes, Ceraceosorales, Ceraceosoraceae. Gene Ontology annotation, cellular component: fungal-type vacuole; membrane. Gene Ontology annotation, molecular function: ATP binding; ATP hydrolysis activity; ABC-type peptide transporter activity.
AUGGCCUCUCUGAGUUGUGCCACGACGUGGCUGCUCAUUCUUUCUCUUCUACUCUUACGACCGCCCAAAACGCCUCCGCUCGCGGCAUCGUUGCUUCUAUUGCUGCACAUCCUUCUACCUCUAAGGCGCAUCUUGGAAUAUCUCCCAGCGCUGCUCAGCGACCGCUCGACUCUCGCAGCAUCUGACGUUGUGCCACCACUCCUGGACGCGAUACUGACAGGAGUCUGCUUAGUCCUCGUUCUCUCAAUGCCUACGGCGCCAGGUGGAUGGGAUGGGCAGGUGCCAGUGUGCGAGAGGCAGCGAUUGGCCGACGACGUAGUCACACCCGAGACUGAGAAUAUCAAAGAGAGCUACGAGGCCUCUCCAACUACGCCAGAGGACUAUUGCUCCUUGUACCAGUCCCUGACGUACACUUGGAUGGCGCCUUUGCAGAAGCUAGCUCUGUCAAGACCUCUUCUACCCACAGACAUUUGGAGGUUGAGAAGCGUCAACGACGUGUCGAUUCUGUAUCGCAAGUUCAGUGCUCUGCUCGCAUCCAGACAAGGUUCCUCUACGCGCAGACUUAUCUCCGCGCUUCUCUCCGCCAACAAGCGGGACAUUAUCUGCGAUGCUCUGUGGAAAGUCACCAGCGUAUCUUUGGCUUAUGCUGGACCCGCACUCAUGCGUCGCAUCCUCGAAGCUCUUACAGCUGCAGCACAGGAAGAUCAACAAGCACUUUCGGAAGGCCAAAAGAUGGGCGCUGGCUCGUCUGCAGAAUGGACACCAAGAAGUCUGGCACUUGCUCUAGCUAUCGCCACGCUCGUCGCAACUGCAGCGCAGUACGUCGCACAGGUCAGAUCGUACCACAAUGCCAGACAAGUGGGUUUGAGAAUCCGCAUCACACUCGUCAUGGCCUUGUUCGAAAAAGUUUUGAAGAGGAGGUACCUUAGCGGAGCACCAGAAGAGGUGACGGGAACUCCUGCAGAGAGCAAAACCGAACGUACACCUCUGAAAGGUGCCAGCGAACGCAAAGGAGCUAUCAAAGCGCAACAGACCAUAAAGGAGAGCAGAGCAGAUGUGGGAAAGGUGGUCAAUAUGAUCGGUACGGACAUCAACACCUUGCUUCGGCUGGGCUGCGAUGCGCAUCAAUUGUACGGUGCACCUAUGGAAGCUAUCCUUGCUACCUUUCUACUCUAUCGACUGAUGGGUUGGGCAUCACUCGCCGGAGCUGCGCUCUUGAUACUCGUGUUGCCCAUCAACCAUCUGUUGGGUAGAGUAGCGAUCAGAGUGCAAAGACGUUGGCGUUCCGCGACGGACAAGAGGAUCUCCCUCGUAGCUUCUGUGCUGACGAACAUCAAAUUCGUCAAGCAACAAGGCGUGGAAGCCAGAUGGAGAGACCGGAUACUGCUAGCGAGAAACGAGGAGUUGAAUGCGCUCAUCAGAGUCAGACUGCUGGAUUUGGCCUUCAUUGCUCUGUGGCUCGUGACGCCCAUCGCUGUCACUUUAACUUCCAUCUACUGCUACACUUAUGUACAGGGCAAUCAGCUUACUGUGCCAGUCGCUUUUACCGCUAUUACGCUCUUUGCCAUGCUGCGAACUCCUUUGAACGUGAUUCCCACUUUUGUAAGCGUCUUCAUCAACAGUGCGAUUGCAGUCUCUCGUAUUGCAGCCUUUCUGGACGAGGAAGAGGUGGAGGUCAUGAUUUCGGGAUUGAAAUGCACUCCCGGCAUGCGUGCGCCUAGCUCGCUCGAUAUCUCCACCACGACUUCCACUCUUCGGAUCGAGGGACCUGCUGCGUUCGUCUGGCACAGACCCAAAUUGGACGCCUCAUCCGCCAUGUUCACCUUGCAGCUUCCCACGCUCGACUUUCCUCCUGCUGGGCUCUGUGUCGUGUCUGGUCCGACGGCCUCUGGGAAAUCGACGCUUUUGCACUCCUUGCUUGGGGAGACGAUCUGUCUGAGUGGCAAGCUGGUUCUGAACAAGUUUGUUGAUGGACGUCGCAGCGAUGUUUCGUUUGCUGGACAAUCGCCUUGGCUGCAGGCUGGGCUGUCCAUACGACAGAACAUCCUGUAUAUCACACCUUACGACGCUGUGCGGUACGAAACGAUCUUGAAGGCGUGCGCACUUGUAGAAGACCUUCAGGAGAUGAAGGAUGGCGACGCCACCAGGAUUGCAGCAGGAACAUUAUCCGGCGGUCAAAGAGCAAGAGUGUGCCUCGCACGCGCGCUGUACGCUCGCACGAGCACCAUCAUUCUGGAUGACGUCCUUUCGGCCGUCGAUGCACGCGUUCAGAAACACCUCAUACACCACGCUCUGACGGCACCGAUCGCGCGAGGACGCAGAAUUGUGCUCGCUACCCAUCACGAGCAUCUGAUCCUGCCUCAUGCUGUAACGCACCUCAAGCUGCGCGAGGGCAAGGUGAUAAGCUUUGAGCAUCUUUCGUCUGCCGAAGGCUCCGGCAGCUCCGGGGCAACGAAGAGCGAGACAGGCGCUUCAGAAGCCGAAGCGAGCGCGACUGGUACCAAGGGAUCGUCUAGCGGAUUGUCCGCCACAGCUACGCCAGGAGGAUCGGAACAAAAAAGAGCCGAUGCACGGGAUACGGCAGAGCUUUUGUACGAGCUGGAAGGUAGAAGACAAGGCGGAGUGCAGUGGACAUUGCUGAAAGUCUAUGCUGGCGCGGCACCUCCUCUUCCUUGGGUCGUGGUCAUCACGUUUCACAUCCUCGCACGCUUUGCAACAGCUGGCGAGCAGUACUGGCUCAAAGUCUGGGGCGAAUCAGCGGCCAGAUUGACCGACUACCUUGGUCUGGCUGCGUUAUGUACCGCCUCAGCGUUCCCACCCGCCCAUGGCCACCAGGCUUUCUACCUACUGGGUUAUGGCGGGAUCGGAUUGUCCAUCAUCACCUUUGUCCUGCUCAGCAGAUUCUCUUUUAUCUUUGCUCAGCAACAGGCGUCUCGCAAAAUCUUCAAAGCGCUCUUGUCCAACCUCAUCAGGGCGCCCAUGAGCUGGUGGGAUGCCAAUCCCUUUGGAAGAGUAGCGCAACGAUUGGGAGCGGAUUUUUCCGUUGUGGACACGGACUUGCCCAGCACUUCUCUGAGCAUCUUUGAGCAUACUUCGGCGCUCUCGACCUACGUCAUCAUCUGCACGGCCAUCGUACCGUGGCUGCUGCUACCGUCUGCGCUGCUUUUCAUUCUCGGACCAUGGGCCGUUCGCGGAUUCUUGGCAGCUUCUCGCGAUAUGCAAAGAGUGGAGAGCACAUCGACGUCUCCCAUGUACGACUCCUUCUUGUCAGUCAUGCAGGGCAUCGUCACCAUUCGGGCCUUUGGAGCUGAGGCUUGUACCCUCGAGACCAUGGGCGAUAUCACCGCGAGAACGAUGGCGCAGUGGUGGGCUCUUGCGACUCACGACGUUUGGCUGAGCUUUCGAUGUCAAGUGCUUGGAGGCGUUGCAGUCUUCGUAGCUUCCGUGGCUGCUAUCACCGGCGCAGUAUCUCCAGGCUCCGCAGGAAUGGUCAUGUCCUCUGCCGCGCUCAUCACGCAGCGCUGCUUGUACAUUGCGUCGGAGUCGAAAAAUCUUGUCAACAAUAUGAACAGCUUGGAGAGAAUCGUAGAGUACCGAGAUGUCGGCAAGGAAGCACCCGCUAUUAUGGACGAUCAAAGACCGCCUGCUGCAUGGCCGAGUCCUCAGGCGGACAUCAAAGUAAAAGACCUAGCGAUGCGGUACCGCCCAAAGCUGCCGCUCGUACUGAAAGGUAUCAGCUUUGACGUCAAGCCGCGCGAAAAAAUCGGAGUCGUGGGAAGAACAGGCAGUGGCAAGACGUCGCUGAUGGGAUGCUUCCUGCGCAUGACUCCAUUCGAAGGUCAAAUAGCAAUAGAAGGCCUGGACAUUUCCUCGAUCGGCCUAGACGAUCUACGACAACGCAUAGCCGUCGUGCCGCAGGAUCCCGUCCUUUUUGGACAAGAAACUGUGCGCAGCAAUCUGGAUCCCUUCAACGAGCACACGGAUGCAGAGAUGAUUCACGCGCUCGUUCGCGUCAAGCUGGACGUGAUGAGCAAAUCGUCCACCGGUACCGAUGGGUACGGAUCUACACUUGCUUCCAACAGCAUCUCUCUCGAUACACAAGUCUCGGCCGGCGGCGCCAACUUCAGUGCUGGUCAGGCGCAGCUACUAUGCCUCGCAAGAGCAUUGCUGCGCGGGUCGCAAAUUGUCCUGUUGGACGAAGCCACGUCUAAUACAGAUCACGAGACCGACGCUGCCGUGCAGCAGGUCAUACGAACGCAGCUGUCGGACCGUAUCGUCAUCACCGUCGCUCAUCGUAUAAGGACAAUUAUGGAUUACGACCGCAUCUUGGUCAUGUCACACGGCUUCAUCUUGGAGUUCGACACCCCUUUGAACCUGUUGGCAAAGAAGGACGGCGCUUUCCGCAGAAUGGCAGAUGCGGACACAAUCUGA